Molecule: messenger RNA, 1669 nt
Organism: Ilex paraguariensis (yerba mate)
Lineage: Eukaryota; Viridiplantae; Streptophyta; Magnoliopsida; Aquifoliales; Aquifoliaceae
Source: the annotation of a GenBank genome assembly
AUCGGGCAGAAAGCCAACGGUAGAAGAGCGCUAGCCACUGCCCUCAUCUACUUCUCAUCUCUCUCUUUCUCUCUGUAGAUCGAUUAGGUUUUUUUUUUUUUCAUUGAUGGCGUUAAAGUUUCUGAACAAGAAAGGAUGGCACACUGGGAGUCUUCGGAACAUAGAGAACGUGUGGAAGGCUGAGCAGAAACACGAUGCCGAACAGAAGAAGUUGGAGGAGCUUCGCAAGCAGAUCCAGGAGGAGAGAGAGCGCUCCGAGUUUCGUCUUCUUCAGGAACAAGCUGGCCUCGUUCCUAAGCAAGAGAGGUUGGAUUUCCUGUAUGAGUCUGGCUUAGCUGUUGGAAAGGGCAGUUCUAGUGGAUUUAAAGCUCUUGAAUCCUUGCCCAAGACCGAUUCCGAGGCAGCCUCCUCUUCUUCCUCCAAGCAACAACCAGCUGUGCCAGGAGCUUUAUUUGAGGAGAAGCCACAAUCUGCCAAUGAUACUUGGAGGAAACUCCAUUCAGAUCCUUUGCUAUUAAUUCGGCAGCGGGAGCAAGAAGCCCUUGCUCGUGUAAAGAACAACCCAAUCCAGAUGGCCAUAAUUCGCAAAUCUGUUGAAGCAAAGAAGCACAAGGAGAAGUCCCAUGACGGAAAAGAACACAGGAAGAAGCAUCACCACAAGAAGUUAAAGAAUUCAUCAUCUAAGCACCAUUCCGACCCUGAAGAUGGUGAUGUUAAAGGGGAUAAACAUAGAAACACCAGUGAUCACAAGCACUCAAAAUAUGACGAAACUUUGUACAAAGCAGCUCCAAACUUGAUAGAAGAAUCAAGUGGGAGGGAUAUUCAAAGAAAAAAGAAUACUGACAAGGACUCAAAGUACAAAGAGCGGCGACCCACUUCCAUGUCAGAUCGGACAAAUGAAAGAAUCGAAAGUCAAUAUAGAAGCAAGAGGUAUCGUGACAAUUCUGAAAGUGAAAAUCGUUAUUCAGAAAGGCAGGUGGAAUCUGAUUAUGCUAAAAGGAGGGAAGACAGACAAUUUCGUCAAGCAAGUGGUUCUUCUGAUAUGCCACCCCAGACUGAAUCACAUCAUAAACGGCGGCAUCCCAUUAAAAUUUCCGAAGAAGAAAGAGCUACCAUGCUGCGGGAGAUGCAAAUGGAUGCCGAACUACAUGAAGAGCAAAGAUGGAAACGGCUAAAGAAAGCCGAAGAAAAUGAUGUUCAGGAAGCUACACGCGGGCACACGGCUGGUGGCAAAAAUUUCUUACAUGCUGCUCAAAAAAGCAUCUAUGGUGCUGAGAAGGGCGGAAGCUCCACAAUAGAGGAGAGCGUUCGUAGAAGAACGCACUAUUUGCAGGGAAAAUCAGAAGUUGAAGGCAAUGCAUUUCGGCGAUGAAGAGACGGCGUGUUUUAUUUUACCAGGCUCGCUUAUUCACAUUUCUGUAAUAAAAAAGGAUUCACUAAACAUGUGUGCAAUGACAAUUUGUUUCAAAUGAUUGUUAAUAUCUGCAUACAUACCAAUCAUAUGAUCAGAUACUCUCUAAUUGUGUUCCCAAAGGAUUGGAAUGCAGGAACUGAAUUGUUCAUAGUCAGUUAUAGUCGAGUCUUAUACUUGUAGAUGAGCCUGCGAGGAGUACUCAAAUCAGGGUAGUCCUUCCAGAUGCCAUUGCAGCACUGCAAAUUGCCUGGCUUU